UGCAAAGAGCGCUGCCCUCUCCUGUCACUCACGACCUGGAUACCACAGAUGUCAGACAUUUUUGUUCAGAUUUGUUACUCGGAAGCGGAAAAAGAAAGCUGGACAAUAGCCGUAGUCUAUUGUCCAAACCCAGUUGCGUGUUACAGGCAAAGUGCGCCGUGCCGAGGCACACCGUUACUACAUGCAGCAUAUUUUAAAUGUACGCAGUGGAGCGCUUCGGGCACUUCGUUAUGCAAAAACUUUAGUGAAACUUCGACAUGCGGCAAGCGCUCGUAAUGGUGCGUUACCGUUCUCGGAAAUACCGAAGAUUCCAGCAUUUCCUCUGGUCGGCAGUGGCUGGAUUUAUUUGCCUCUGAUCGGUCGGUAUGAUAUUCGUGAUGGCAGUGGAGCUGCAAGGGAUAUGUACCAAAGGUAUGGCCCCAUCGUGGUGCAGCAGCUACCGGGACGGAGGGCAAUUGUGCGACUGUUCAGUGCAAAUGACAUUCGGAUGCUGUACCAAGAGGAAGGAAGGACUCCACGCCAUGUUGGAUCACUGGCUCUUAAGCUAUUUCACCAAAGCCAAAAGCCGCAGUUCUUUGCAAAUGACGGCCUGCUGCACGCCCAAGGUGACGAGUGGCGGCGAAUUCGAUCUCAGACGCAUACCAGCGUUUCUGCACCGUGUGUUGUGCAAGGAUACGCCGAAGGCAUUGCUGACGUUGUCGACGACACAAUUUCUCUGAUUGCCUCGGCGCGAGAUGAAAAGGAAGAAGUGGAAGACUGCCAUGUACUGAUGAGAAGAUGGGCUUUAGAAUCUACGAUGCUUUUGACUGUUGACGAGAGACUCGGAGUGUUGGAACCUAACCUCGACGCCCAUUCGACGGCAGCAAACAUGUUCAACAUUAAGGAAGACUUGUUUUGCAUACUGAAUACGCUGACUACAAGUUUUCCUUAUUACCUCUUCUUUCCGACGCCCAUGUGGAGACAGUUCCGUCGCCGCGGGCACGAAGCCAUUAGGUUGCUGUUGCCGCUUGUUCGGACAGCAGCUGAGAGGGCUGAACAUAUGGCGGAGGAGGAACGCCCUACACUCGCCGCCUCUCUACGACGUGCAGGAAUGCAAAGCUUUAAAGAAAUCUUCACAUUCGUUUUUGACUUCAUUAUGGCGGGUUCUGAAACGGUUGCGGCUGGAGCAACGUAUUGCUUAUACUGCCUCGCAAUGAACCCUCUCGCUCAACAAAAGGCAAGGGAAGAGGUGCAGUCUGUUCUCAGCAAAGCUCCAGACAGUGAAAUAGCACUCAAAUAUAUGGAGCUUUCCUACGUAAAGGCCUGUAUCCGUGAAUCACUUCGGCUCUACCCUAUCGUCACCGGAAUACACCGCAAACUAGACCACGACGUUGUGAUGUCCGGCUACAUGAUACCGAAAAACACCGUCUUGAGAACCGAAAUAUUUGUAAGUGGGAGACUGGAGGAAAACUUCACAAGAGCUUCGGAAUUCAUCCCAGACCGCUGGCUCCGUGGCAGCGGUGACCGGCUAAGUGAACAUCUGGAAAAUUGGACGCAUCACCCUUUUGCUUCGCUACCAUUCAGCUCGGGUGUACGGAUGUGCAUUGGAAGAAGGAUAGCCGAGAUGGAGAUGUGUAUACUUGUUGCAAAGGUGCUGCAAACAUUCAGAGUGGAGAAUCAUUAUGGCGACAUUGGCUUCCUUUCGCAGCUUACAAGUCACCCACAAAAACCAGCCAGAUUCCGCUUCAUUAAACUGUAGUACAAAAUUCAUACGGGAAGGUGCCGUUUUUGAGUCCCUAGCAUUAGUUAUAAUAAAGUAAAUUUGCUAAGUGCCUACAGCUUCAGUUAUA
Messenger RNA from Dermacentor albipictus, 1829 nucleotides. Its product is annotated as probable cytochrome P450 12a5, mitochondrial. Gene Ontology annotation, molecular function: monooxygenase activity; heme binding; oxidoreductase activity, acting on paired donors, with incorporation or reduction of molecular oxygen. The record is from RefSeq and is a predicted model, not a curated record. Lineage: Eukaryota; Metazoa; Arthropoda; Arachnida; Ixodida; Ixodidae.